Messenger RNA from Xiphias gladius (swordfish), 3081 nucleotides. It is a transcript of the gene marchf1, whose product is annotated as membrane-associated ring finger (C3HC4) 1. Gene Ontology annotation, cellular component: early endosome membrane; lysosome; cytoplasm. Gene Ontology annotation, molecular function: MHC protein binding; zinc ion binding; ubiquitin protein ligase activity. Lineage: Eukaryota; Metazoa; Chordata; Actinopteri; Istiophoriformes; Xiphiidae. The record is from RefSeq and is a predicted model, not a curated record. The transcript is spliced from 10 exons. The coding region runs from base 517 to 2247 and encodes 576 amino acids. Gene Ontology annotation, biological process: antigen processing and presentation of peptide antigen via MHC class II; protein polyubiquitination; immune response.
GUGAGAACUUCACAGUACAAUGAAAACCCUGCAGAUAAAGGAUUCAGACUUUACGUCUUCUGUCCAGCUUGCUUGGUGAUCACUCUUUGCUUUGUAGGAGGUUUGGUACCUGGCUGGAUGCAGACUGAAGCCAGGCUGAAGAGGGAGAAGAUGAUGAAGGCAACAAUGAUGAAGCAGGAGGGAAGAGGAAGAGUAGGAGAAGGAGGAGGAGGGGAAAGAGGUGGUGCGCACUGUUGAGUAGUUUCCCAGUCGUCAUGACGACCUCACACCCCACCGUCUCCAGGGCUGUCUUCCUGUUGCCACGGUGACCUGAUCCUUUUCCAUCUCUGCUCCUCUUGAUGAUCAAGAUUGGGCUGAUAAAGGAGACUGACUCUUGAGCACCGUCUCCUUUCCCUGAAAACAGCUCUUGGAUGGGACAGUGAAUCACACGCAGGGACUAGGAUCGGAGGACAGUAAGGCACGGCGUGCUGGGAAUGCUGUGGGAGUAACACCGAAGUGUUGCCUGGAAACAGCAGCAUGCCAGUACAACAGAUAACUGUGGUGCCGGCCAGGGAGACAGCCAGCAACGGCAAGAGCGCUCCUCGGUCUAAAGACAAAAACGAGGGAAGGAAGGCCCCUGGGCGCUCAGGGAGUCGAUCCAGCAACAUCUCCAAGGCCAGCAACUCCACAACUGGACUAGCUACAGCCUCGAGGACAUCAAUCACACUGUCUUCUCAAGACAUAUGCAGCUCCGGCCAGCUGACCCGUUUAGAGGAGGAUGCAUCUGAAUCAUACAAACACAACAAGCACACACACUCCCCUGCGAUGACAGUCACCAGCACAACUCUGGGCUCGUCAGCUCAGGCCCAGAAGAAGCAAGCGAAGCGUCGGCACCGCCGCAAGAGGAGCAGCUGCACCGCCUUCGACUGCAUGGAAACCAGUGGCAAACAGGAGCAGGUGGACCGCAACGACCGCAGCCUCAGCUCUGACCGCAGUGAGAGGGGGGAAAAGAGGGAGCGGUCUUUCAAGAACCGAAGGGAGCUACCACCUCGCUUCCGUUACUCAGGUGCCCCACAGUCUGACUCCUCGUCUGACCACGAGGCGUUGCGUGAGGCCCGCAGCUGGAGCAAAGAGAAAGCCCGAAGAGCGCGCCGCCGCAGCGGAAACAGCCGUGAGAGUGAUCGGGUGAACAUGGGUAAAGGAGGCGAAGACAAAGCAGAUAUCAUGGAGCUGCAAUCAGUGAGCUCAGACGAAGGGAAGGAGAACCAACCUCUGGUGGAGGACAGCGCAGGCCUUAAGAAGCGGCACAGCAGCAGGGGUUCAAUGAAGAGAGACGGCCAUGUUUCACAGAGGGAAGGCUCGCAGAGCAGAGAUAAGGAGAAGAAUUACAAGUCACGCAGCCCAGGAGGCAGCUCUUCACUGGCAGAGGACGGCGAGGAGCUCAUUACCAAGAGAUACCAAGAAAAGGGGUCAGGGGGUGGAGACAUGUCAGUUCCCAUGCCACAGAAACACUGCGGUGUAAAUGGAGGCACACCACGACCUUGCUCUGAUGACUCAGAGCUGGAAGUCUGCAGGAUCUGCCACUGUGAGGGGGAUGACGAGUGCCCGUUGAUAAUGCCUUGUCGCUGCACAGGGAGCCUGAGUUUUGUCCACCAGGCUUGUCUCAACCAGUGGAUCAAAUCCUCAGACACCCGCUGCUGUGAACUCUGCAAGUUUGACUUCAUUAUGGAGACGAAGCUCAAACCUUUAUGCAAGUGGGAGAGACUACACAUGUCGAAGAGUGAGAGGAGAAAGAUCUUCUGUUCAGUGUUGUUUCACCUGAUAGCAGUAGUGUGUAUGUUGUGGUCAGUCUACAUUCUGGUCAAGAGAACCGCUGAAGAGAUCAGACUUGGGAAGAACGACGAUUUAUGGAGAAUUUCUCUUCUGAAGUACUAUUCGCCAGAGGGUGUGCUGGAGUGGCCCUUCUGGACCAAACUGAUCGUGGUGGCCAUAGGCUUCACAGGUGGCCUCAUCUUCAUGUACAUUCAGUGUAAAGUGUACCUGCAGCUGUGGCGCCGCCUCAAGGCCUUCAACCGCAUCAUCACUGUGCAGAACUGCCCCGAGAAAGAUCUGCACAGCUCUCAGAGCCAGCCAAGGGCCCUCACCAACGGCAGGCAUGAAACUGUGGAGGUCCCAGUCAGCCCAGCCCCCGUCCUGGCUCCAGAGUCACAGAUGGACUCCGACAUGUCAGUGGAGGCAGCGGUGGCACCGGCACAAAACCCUGUCUGACUGACUCUUCCCCAGCUCAGAAAAGUGUCCUGAAUGACACCGUGCUCUAACAUCAUCAAACACAAGCUGGUGUGAUCACGGUGUGAUUUAGACUCAUAGUGUUUCAGUGUUUUGUCCUUCUCAGCUCCUGUGAUUACUGAUCUUAUGAGACACAGCUGGAUGGAUUUAAAGUGAAAGAAACUGAUCUUGUCCCUCAGUGACCACAGAAAACUGAAAGACUGAAGGGCAGCAGUAAAGUGAAUGUGCAAUGGGGCAGGCCAGAAAAUGGAGAAAAGAGGAGGUGAGGAGAUGCAAAGGGAAAUAAAGCCAUUAGCAAGAAAUGCAUGUAAAGACUGUUGUUAUGUGGUAUACUGACACCAUUUUAUUCCUGUAUGCACUUUUAAACUGAACUGAAUUGGGUUAAAGGUGUAAACACCCUGUGGAUGCUAUUAACCAAAGGUCUCAGUACGCUUCAAACAAACUUCGGACGGCAUGUCGUAUGCCCACAUUUGAAGGCAAACGUGUCAACUGCUGUCUUGAACGGCUGCGCUGGAAAGUCUGCCACCAGAGAGAAAGGUGAGACGCGAUGAAUCCUUGAAUCCACAGACAGCAGUGCUCACUUCUGGACUGUCUUUCAUUGUCAUAUUAUACUCAUUUGUACAUACAAAAAAUGACAGAAGCAGUUUUGUGAAAAAUGAAAAAGAGCAUUGGAGAGAACUUGAAACCCUGCCUACUCUCUCAUCUCUGCACAUCUGACCAUUCUUUGUGUAAAGGGGCAGAUAUAGACCUUUUUGGGGGCAUACAGGCUGCACAGUAACUGAUUGACGCUCGGGUCGCAUCGGCACAGAAACUACA